This is a messenger RNA of Leishmania braziliensis MHOM/BR/75/M2904, 1338 nucleotides long. RefSeq names its product putative lectin. Gene Ontology annotation, cellular component: COPII-coated ER to Golgi transport vesicle; Golgi membrane; endoplasmic reticulum-Golgi intermediate compartment. The record is from RefSeq and is a predicted model, not a curated record. The transcript has a single exon. Lineage: Eukaryota; Euglenozoa; Kinetoplastea; Trypanosomatida; Trypanosomatidae. Gene Ontology annotation, molecular function: D-mannose binding. The coding region runs from base 1 to 1338 and encodes 445 amino acids. Gene Ontology annotation, biological process: endoplasmic reticulum to Golgi vesicle-mediated transport; endoplasmic reticulum organization; Golgi organization.
AUGCCGCACACUUACCUCGCAGGAGAGCGCAGGAGUCGUCGUUGCACCUGGUGGACGGUAGGCGCGUACGCUGUAGUGUUGCUCGCCAUCGGUUCUGGUGGGCUCCUUGUGGCCACUGCAGACCCUGUGCCUAAGUUGACGUCGAAGCAGGAGCAACGCAGCCUCAACAUGGCUAUCGGCCAUCACUCCUUCGCCCCACCACUGUUACGGCAGUACUAUGGCGAUGACGACAUCCCGCACUGGAGCAUCAUCGGCUCCUCCGUCAUCACGGACGACUACGUGCGGCUCACGGGUGACCAGAAGGGUCAGGUAGGUCAUCUGUGGAACACGGAACCGCUGGACAUGGAUGCCUUUGAGAUAGUCGUAGGAUUCCGGGUCCACCGGCCAGUUGGCGGCGACCGCGCGGACGGAUUCGGGGUGUGGGUGGCGCAGCCGCCUCGCUUUGACGGCGCCAUCUUUGGCCGCCCGCCUACGUUCAGCGGUUUUGGAAUUUUGUUCGACUCGUACGACAACGACAAACGCCGCGACAACCCGAUGGUGAGCCUUGUGUACAACGACGGCUCCAGCACAAAGCGCUUUGAUCCUGAUAAGGACUUCAUGGGCGACAGUGUGGCGAGCUGCGUUUUCGACUACCUCGACGUUUCCCCACCGGACAUGGCCACCAUGCGCAUGGUGUACUUGAAGGGCGAGCUUCAGCUGCACCUCUCCAAAAACAGCGAGGCCACAGAGACAGAGUGCUUAAGAGUCACUAAACUGCCGCUCCCGGCGGGCAAAGUGCACCUCUCCUUCUCCGCCCAGACCGGUGAUGUGUCGGGGAUCCACGACAUCUUGUUUGUGCAUCUCUCUCCCUUGAUGGAGGUGAAGUACGACCACGAUGUGCAGCAGACGAUGGUGCCGCCCAGUGAGAGGCACGACGCGCAACUUUACAACAACGACGCGAUGAACAACCGCCCAAUCCCAGAGGAGACACAACCGGCACCCCAGGAGACGCAGUCGGCACCCCAGGAGACGCAGUCGGCACCCCAGGAGACGCAGUCGGCACCCCAGGAGACGCAGCCGGCACCCCAGGAGACGCAGCCGGCACCCCAGGAGACGCAGCCGGCACCCCAGGAGACGCAGCCGUCUACGCAACCCUCCACCGACCCCGGCCUAAUGGAGCGACAGCGGAUCGAAGAGUUGGAGAGGAAGCUAGAGGAGCUCCAGCGCCGCAACGAGGGUGAUGAAGACGAGGACGAGUAUGAGGAUUACGACGAUGACGGUCACAACAAACGACGCCGCGUGCGACGCGUGCGCCGUGCACGCACGCCCCGUCGUAACCGUGAUCGGUACGAUGACUAG